AUGGAUACAAUAGUUUCUUCACAAAUUAAAAAUAAAAUUAAGAGAGAAGAAAUUCAUGCCCGAAGAAAGCAAGAAAAAAACCGUCGUAAAAUGGAAACGAGGCUGAGACGACGGAAAGAAGAAGUUGGCAAUCCAGAAAAAAAAGCGGAGCGGUUAUCAAAAAAUAUUCCUAAAACACUUGAAAACACUCGGGAAUUAGAUGAAACGAUUGUUGACCCUGAUGAUUCUGAAGUUUGCAAAGACGAGGAAUCGGAUGAAUUUUUUACAUACUUUCGAGAAGGGAUAGCACCAAAAAUACUCAUAACUACUAGUAAAAGGCCAUCGAAGGCUGGAUAUGAAUUUGCAUCAGAAUUAAUAGAUGUAUUUCCAAACAGUCAAUUUAUUAAAAGAGAAAGUAAAUAUUCAAUAAAAAGAAUCAUCGAAUUAUGUUCGAAUCGAGGUUUUACAGAUGUUAUGGUAAUAAGCGAAGACAAGAAAAUUCCAAACUCUAUCAUUUUAGUUCAUUUACCUGAAGGGCCUACUGCAUAUUUUAAAUUAUCAAGCAUUAAAUUAAGCCGCGAAGUCGAAGGUCAUGGAAGGUCAUCAUGUCAUAAACCAGAAUUAAUUCUUAAUAAUUUUAAUACACGGCUUGGUCAUACUAUUGGUCGAUGGUUUCAAGCACUUUUUCCUCACGUCCCAGAGUUUCAGGGACGUCAAGUCGCAACAUUCCAUAAUCAACGUGAUUUCAUCUUUUUCCGACGCCACAG
Molecule: messenger RNA, 746 nt
Organism: Scutellospora calospora
Lineage: Eukaryota; Fungi; Glomeromycota; Glomeromycetes; Diversisporales; Gigasporaceae
Source: the annotation of a GenBank genome assembly